Heterostelium album PN500 is the source of this 3165-nucleotide messenger RNA. RefSeq lists its product as uncharacterized. NCBI's taxonomy places the organism in Eukaryota, Evosea, Eumycetozoa, Acytosteliales, Acytosteliaceae. Bases 1 to 3165 code for a protein of 1054 amino acids. The transcript has 6 exons. The record is from RefSeq and is a predicted model, not a curated record.
AUGAAUCCAAAUCAAUAUAGUUUUUGUAGAUUUAAGAAAAAUAGUUUGUUGAUUCUCUCAGAUACAGAGUAUUAUCAAUCGAUUCAAAAGGAAUCUCAAAAUGAUAUUCAUGAGAAUGAUAUAUUAUAUCAAACUGUUAAGUUUUUAUACUUAUAUGAUGAAAGUUACAAUCAGAAGUCUAUAAGAGAUCAAUUGUCACCGAAUGUAUUGGAAUUGAAAUCUAUAUUGUGUGAUUUCAUAAAGAAUCACCGAUUGUCACUUCCAAACUUUUCUUUUAUAAAUGUGUUUAUGAAUAACAAAGAUCUUUUUGAAGAUGAUCAGCUCAUGAACUAUCUAAAGUCAUUGUGCAAUCAAUCUGAUAUUGCAGAUCUCUUUGUGAUAUCAUUGCUUCAAUCGGAUCAAAUAUAUUUUCAUAAUUUAAGCUCACGAAUGUCCAAGUUUAAUAGUUGGUUCAAUAUUGAAUCACGAGUCAUCGAUUUGAUAAACAACAACACAAUCCGUAUACAUUCACUUCCCAUUGCAAUACUCUCGAUUUUAAAUAUCAAUCCAACAAGAAUCAGUGAAUUAUCAAAAUAUUACAAAGAUAUAUUUCAGUAUUUGAUGUCUGAUUUUACAAAAGAUACUUGGAAUUGUGACUUUAAUUCUUAUUCGCAAUACUUUGGUUAUUUCAAAGAGUAUUUUGAUUCCGAUAUCAAUUUACAAACUCCAGAGAAUAUAGAAAGGUUAAAGUCAAAGUUGAAAUGUUUUGGUCAUGAUUUCAUUGUAGGUGCACGAGUUAAGAAAUCUUUUCGAUCAAUAUACGCAUUGUUUAGUGUAUUUAUCAAGUCAGAAUUUGAAUUGUUUACUCUUGUCAGUGGAUGGAUUGAAGUACAAUCUGCAACUAAAAUGUUUGAAUCUUUCGAUAACGAUAUGCUUCGAACACCAGAAUUCAAUACUUCCAUAAAGAAGAUGUUAACUCAAAACCAAGAAGAAUCAUUGUUGAUAUUGGAUUUGUACCGAACAAGAUCAUUGAAAUUACCAUUAGAAAUCUAUGAUCAUUUCUUAUUGGUCUUUGUAUAUAAUCCACAAUAUGAUGACAGGAUCUUGGCAAACCCUCUUACUCUCAUUUCUUUGAUUUAUCUCUUAAGUAUAGAGAGUAAUGUCAGUCUAAAAUGUCUAAUUGUAAAGAUUAUGCUCAAAUCAUUCCAUUUACUUGAAAAACAACUUGUUAUCUCUGUAUUCAAGUCACAACAACAUCUAUUUUCAUUGACAGAUUUCAAAUUUCAAAUGAAAAAUCAUCCUGAUUACUUCAAAUUAGUUGCACCACACAUCGAGUUGUAUACAAUGAAGAUGAUUAUCAAUCAUCCCGGUCACAAUGAAUUGCUAUCAGCUGAUUUUGCCGAUAUCAUAUUAUUGACCAGUCAUUCAAGAGAGAUAAUCAAAGAGUUGGUUUCAAUGAAGGAAAGAAAUUUACGUACACCUUUUAGUCUCCUUCCUGCAAAUGUAGAAAGAAACACUCAUUUCUUAUUGGAAAUCAACAAUUUAGAAUUCAUAUAUUUAUAUUUGGAACAAUUGUUUUGUGAUCUGGCAGCUCUUUCACCUGAAAGAAAUUCGAUACUUGUUCAGUUAAUUGAAAGAUUAGUUCAAAACAAACCGGAAUAUGCAAUCAAAAUCAAUCAUAUCCUAAGAUCAGCUCCACUAUCGAAUUUUCUAAAUAGAUUCAUUGAAUUUAAACGAUAUUUAUCAUUACAACCGGAUCAUAAUAAUACAAAUUCAACAAUAGAAACAACAACAAUAACACCACCACCAACACUAAGUAAAUUUAUUUUGAAUGAAAUAUUCAAAAAUUUGAUAUUGGAUAAGAAUCCAAAAUCAAGAUCAAUCAUUUCAUUGUCAACGAUAUCAAGUGGAAUUCAUGAUAUCAUUAGUUCUAUUGUAUCAAACUAUCCUUUGACAACGAUUCGUAUAAUAUCAUCAGUUCCAAUUGGAUCGAAAUAUUGUUUGUUGAAGAAUGCACCUUUAUAUUUGACAUCGAGAGAAAUCAAAUUCAUUCCGGAUGAUCAUUUGCAAUCUUGUAUUGAAAAUCUGGAAUCAUAUGUUCAAUACUUUGGAUUUAUCAAUGCAAAGGGUAAAGGUUGCUAUUCAUAUCUCUACUAUCUUCUGAAUGCAAAGAAAAUCAAACACUUGGCUUUUAGAGAGGUUAAAUCUAUCCCCUAUGAUUCGGAAUAUUUCGACAGUGGAUUCCUAAAUGAAUCGAUGAUAUCAGACCACUCCAACAGUUUAUAUAAUCUCAGAGAAUGUAGAGAUUACUAUCCAGAUGAAGAGAGUAAUAGAAAUAUCAUUUUGGAUGAUGAAGAGAAACAAAUUCAUUAUAUGAAUGUAUUUCUUCAACACUUUGAUAAUGAUCAACUUCAAUCGAUCAGCUAUGAAGGUAGAUCUUUCAAAUCAAACAACUACCAUUCUGAUACCAACUCAUUGGUUCACCAUACACUAUCGAUUUUUUCUACAUUCAAAUCAAAAAAAUCAUGGAUCGACCUUAAAUUUAAUGUUCCGAAAGGUGUGGCUCCUUGUCUUGGAUUUAUCAAACAUGAAGAAUCAGAUGCGUACUCAGAGAGAGAACCUAUCAUUCUUCAUGAAGACUAUCAAUUGAUUACCAAAUUCAAAUGGGGUCGAUAUAGUUACCAUUAUGAUUUGUUGCCAAUCGAACUGAAGAAUCUCACAAAGUUAGUCACUAUCUGUGAUGAGCAAGAAGGUUUAUGUUUGAUCCAAAGUUCACCGAAACUCUAUUAUGUUAAAAUCCAAGAUUGCAGAAGCGUCGACGACUUAAGUUUCAUCGAGAACCAACCAAAGAUUAAAAAGCUAGCAAUCAAAUACCCAGUCAAAAUCAAGAGUGAAAAUAAUAUCUAUCACUUUCGAACACGGAUUACAUUAGAUCAAAUCAACUCGAUAUUUUCGAGAUUGGAACAAGCAGAGUAUCAAUCGAUUCGAUAUGAUGAACAUCAACAUCAUUAUCCAUUGAUCAACCAAUAUCAAAUCGAUCGAAAUCUAAUCAAUCUUUAUCAAUUUAAACCUUGUGGCAACUCUGUUACCGUUGACGGAAACUCAAAAAUUUAUAAUGGCGCCACUCCAACUUCCGCCGGUAGAAACAUGAAUGUAUGGAUAACAACUAAUCAAAGAUUCUCUUAA